AUGGCAACCGAAUCUUCAGUGUCUUCCUAUACUCUCAGUACAGAUGAUUCUGGUACAAGGCAAAGAAAAGAAGUUGAUGAGCUACCACAAAUCGGUUACACUCUUGAGCAGCUGAAUGAGAAGAGAGAAGAACCGAAGUGGCGUAUUGCUAGAUUCACCGCGAUCGGUUUGUUCUGGGCAAUUUGGGGAGCACUUCUUGCCGGUUCUAUUCUUAUCAUCAUUCUCAAUAAUCAUGACGUCGCAAGCACUACUGCUGCUCCAACUACCACUACCAAAGGGAAAUAA
Molecule: messenger RNA, 285 nt
Organism: Caenorhabditis briggsae
Lineage: Eukaryota; Metazoa; Nematoda; Chromadorea; Rhabditida; Rhabditidae
Exons: 3
Coding region: 1-285 (94 amino acids)
Source: RefSeq, a predicted model, not a curated record